AUGUGCUGGUGUCACCGCGUGGCCGUGGAGAACACACAGUGGCUGGUCCCGUGUUCCGGGAGGCGCAUCGGGGUCACGCUGCCCGUCGGUGCUGUUCGCGGGGUGGGAGCCGUGAUGGGGAGAGGAGGGGAUGCUGGGAGCAGUAGAUAUAAAAGACUGGUUACCAGGCUGAAAGCUAGAUUGCCACUUCCAACCCACAAUUUGUCAAUCCACCAUACGCUGAAGACUGUAAUCUUCCAGUCAGCGCUUUACGAGCAAGGUCAGACAGAAAGGAGGUUCCGUAAAAAAUCGCUGAGGCCUUGGCCGGCGAGUCAAGUGCGGCCCAGUGGCCAUCUUCUGAGACUAGACCAUGUCCAGACAAUUAAGAGGGCGUGGGAGAAGGCCAUCCUAGGUUCUGAGCCGUUUAGUCAUCCUGCCUGA
Molecule: messenger RNA, 420 nt
Organism: Rangifer tarandus platyrhynchus (Svalbard reindeer)
Lineage: Eukaryota; Metazoa; Chordata; Mammalia; Artiodactyla; Cervidae
Source: the annotation of a GenBank genome assembly